Messenger RNA from Ilex paraguariensis (yerba mate), 2829 nucleotides. The record is from the annotation of a GenBank genome assembly. Lineage: Eukaryota; Viridiplantae; Streptophyta; Magnoliopsida; Aquifoliales; Aquifoliaceae.
CGUCUCACAUUGUUGGAUACCCUCGCAUGGGCCCAAAGAGAGAGCUGAAAUUUGCAUUGGAAUCUUUCUGGGAUAAGAAGAGCAGUUCCGAGGAGUUGCAAAAGGUGGCAACUGAUCUCAGAUCAUCCAUAUGGAAGCAGAUGGCUGAUGCUGGCAUCAAGUACAUCCCUAGCAACACAUUCUCUUACUAUGACCAGGUACUUGAUACAACUGCAAUGCUCGGUGCUGUCCCACCAAGAUACAACUGGACCAGUGGAGAGAUUGGAUUUGACAUUUACUUCUCUAUGGCUAGAGGAAAUGCCUCUGUACCCGCCAUGGAAAUGACCAAGUGGUUUGACACCAACUACCAUUUUAUUGUCCCCGAAUUGGGACCUGAUGUGAAGUUUUCUUAUGCUUCUCACAAAGCAGUGACUGAAUACAAGGAAGCUAAAGCGCUUGGAGUCGACACCGUUCCAGUCCUUGUUGGACCUGUCAGCUACUUAUUGCUAUCUAAACCUGCAAAGGGUGUUGAUAAAUCUUUUUCUCUUCUCUCCCUUCUUGACAAAAUCCUUCCAAUCUAUAAGGAAGUUGUCUCUGAGUUAAAGGCAGCUGGUGCUUCGUGGAUUCAGUUUGAUGAGCCCACCCUUGUCAAGGAUCUUGAGUCUCAUGAGUUGCAAGUAUUCACUAAGGCCUACUCUGAGCUAGAAUCAACAUUGUCUGGUGUGAAUGUCNCGAGGAGGAAUAUGUUAAGGCCAUCAAGGAGGAAAUUAACAAAGUUGUCAAGCUCCAGGNCCCUUGUCAAGGAUCUUGAGUCUCAUGAGUUGCAAGUAUUCACUAAGGCCUACUCUGAGCUAGAAUCAACAUUGUCUGGUGUGAAUGUCCUCGUCGAGACCUACUUUGCUGAUGUUCCUGCUGAGGCAUUUAAAACUCUCACUGCUCUGAAGGGUGUUACUGCCUUUGGCUUUGAUUUGGUUCGUGGAACUAAGACUCUUGAUUUGAUCAAGGGAGGUUUCCCUUCUGGCAAAUACCUCUUCGGUGGUGUGGUUGAUGGGAGGAACAUCUGGGCCAAUGAUCUUGCUUCAUCUCUCAGCGUCUUGCAGUCCCUUGAGGGCAUCGUUGGAAAAGACAAGCUCGUGGUCUCAACCUCCUGCUCGCUUCUCCACACUGCUGUUGAUCUAAUUAAUGAGCCUAAGCUGGACAAGGAAAUUAAGUCAUGGCUCGCAUUUGCUGCUCAAAAGGUUGUUGAAGUGAAUGCCUUGGCAAAGGCAUUGUCUGGUCAUAAGGAUGAGGGUUUCUUCUCUGCUAAUGCUGCAGCUCAGGCUUCAAGGAAGUCCUCUCCUAGGGUGACCAAUGAAGCUGUUCAGAAGGCUGCUGCCGCUUUGAAGGGAUCGGACCACCGCCGUGCUACAAAUGUUAGCGCCAGACUAGAUGCUCAACAGAAGAAGCUUAACCUUCCAAUCCUCCCUACCACCACCAUUGGAUCUUUCCCCCAAACAAUGGAACUCAGAAAAGUUCGCCGUGAAUACAAGGCUAAGAAGAUUUCCGAGGAGGAAUAUGUUAAGGCCAUCAAGGAGGAAAUUAACAAAGUUGUCAAGCUCCAGGAAGAGCUCGAUAUUGAUGUCCUGGUUCAUGGAGAGCCAGAGAGGAAUGACAUGGUUGAGUACUUCGGAGAACAGCUGUCUGGUUUUGCCUUCACUGCUAAUGGAUGGGUGCAAUCUUAUGGAUCUCGCUGUGUGAAGCCACCCAUCAUCUAUGGUGAUGUGAGCCGACCCAAGCCAAUGACUGUCUUUUGGUCCUCUAUGGCUCAGAAAAUGACCAAGCGCCCAAUGAAGGGAAUGCUUACUGGCCCUGUCACCAUUCUCAACUGGUCCUUUGUUCGAAAUGACCAGCCAAGAUUUGAAACUUGCUACCAGAUUGCUUUGGCCAUCAAGGACGAAGUAGAGGAUCUUGAGAAAGGUGGCAUCAAUGUCAUCCAAAUCGAUGAGGCAGCUUUGAGAGAGGGCUUGCCUCUCAGAAAGGCUGAGCAUGCUUUCUACUUGAACUGGGCUGUCCACUCCUUCAGAAUCACCAACGUCGGCGUUCAAGACACUACCCAGAUCCACACCCACAUGUGCUACUCCAACUUCAACGACAUUAUCCAUUCCAUCAUUGACAUGGAUGCCGAUGUAAUCACCAUUGAGAACUCCCGAUCUGAUGAGAAACUUCUGUCAGUCUUCCGUGAGGGAGUGAAGUAUGGUGCUGGUAUUGGCCCUGGUGUGUAUGAUAUUCACUCUCCUAGAAUACCAUCAACAGAGGAGAUUGCUGACAGAAUUAACAAGAUGCUUGCUGUGCUUGAAACCAACAUCUUGUGGGUCAACCCCGACUGUGGCCUUAAGACUCGCAAAUAUGCUGAAGUUAAACCAGCUCUCCAAAACAUGGUUGCUGCUGCCAAGCUCCUCCGCACCCAGCUUGCCAGUGCCAAGUGAGGCGUUUAAGGGAGCUUCGAGGUUCAAAUUUCUUCAAAAUUAUUGUUUCUUAUCAAAGAGUGAAAAGAAAAAAGGGAGGAGGAAAAUGCUAUGUUAUUGAUUCAAUAAUUGUGGGUUCGUGAGGAGAAUUUGUGUAGGAUAGUCUGCCCUGUGGGCAUUUUGUUUUCCCAUUGUUUUCUUGUUUUCUGGGCUUUGGUUUUUAAAUUUAUUCUGUAUUCUUGAGGGGGGUUAUGCCUUCAAUUUAUUUGAAAGGCACAAAACUGACAAGUGUACCUCAAUUGCUGGGAAUUUAAGAAAAAUACAAUCACUAGUUUGUUCAUUAAUCUUUGUAGGGAGUUCUCUCUUUUGUUAUGCCUUCACACGAAACAAGGGCUGCUAAUGUGGU